This is a messenger RNA of Staurois parvus, 280 nucleotides long. The record is from the annotation of a GenBank genome assembly. Lineage: Eukaryota; Metazoa; Chordata; Amphibia; Anura; Ranidae.
AGUGUAGCCCCAGCAGUGCCAACUGUCAGUGCCCAUCAAUGCCACCUGCCAGUGACCAUCAAUGCCACCUGCCACUGCCCAUCAGUGCCACCUAUCAGUGGCCGUCAGUGCCGCCUGUCAGUGCCCGUCAGUGAUGCCUGUCAAUGCCCAUCAGUGAUGCCUGUCAAUGCCCAUCAGUGAUGCCUGUCAAUGCCCAUCAGUGAUGCCUGUCAAUGCCCAUCAAUGCCGCCUAUCAGUGCCCAUCAGUGGAGAAAAAUCACUUAUUUACAAAAUUUUAUAA